AACAAAAGAAUCCUCCCGACUCACCCAACCCAAACCCAACCCAAGAAACACCCAUACAAGAAGAUUGAAACAGAAAGAAAGAGAAAGAAAGAGAGGAAGAACCAUGGAAAACGGUUGCAGAGUCCUCAUUCCAAUUCUUGUGAUACAACUUCUGGCAGUUCUGUGUGCUUCAUCACAGGAUUUUGAUUUCUUCUAUUUUGUUCAACAGUGGCCAGGGUCCUACUGUGACACAAGGAGAAGCUGUUGCUACCCAACCACAGGAAAGCCAGAUGCAGACUUUGGCAUUCAUGGGCUUUGGCCCAACUAUGAUGAUGGGUCCUAUCCUUCUAACUGUGAUAGCAGUACAAGAUUUGUUGCAUCUGAGAUCUCAGACUUGACAAGUAGUCUGCAAAAGUACUGGCCUACACUUGCCUGCCCAACCAGCAAUGGUUUGAAAUUCUGGUCUCAUGAAUGGUUGAAACACGGGACCUGUGCAGAAUCUGUCUUUGAUCAACAUGGAUACUUCGAAGCAGCUCUCAAUCUUAAGAAACAAGUGAACCUUCUCCAAGCCCUUGAAAAUGCAGGAAUCAAACCAGAUGGGAGGUUCUACAGUGUAGAGAAAAUUAAGGAAGCCAUUAAAGAAGCCACUGGAUUCACUCCUGGAAUAGAAUGUAAUGUUGAUAGCUCAAGGAACCAUCAACUCUACCAGGUUUACUUAUGUGUUGACACUUCUGGGACUAACUUCAUUGAGUGCCCAAUCGCCUCAAGUAGCCGCUGCUAUGGGAAGAUUGAAUUCCCUUCUUUCGGAUCACAUGGAAGAGAGGAUUUUCUGGAUCAUGAGGAACUGUAAUAGAGAUUUCAUGUCUUCAUAACCCAUUAGCUUACUUUGGUUAAUAAGAAUCUCUAAUGGUCAUAAAAAAGAGAUGCAGGCUGUAACAAUUUGGUUACUCUCACUCUUUAGCAUUGUUUUGUCUAGUUUUUUUGUAGCUUUGGGCUUUCUUGCUUCUUAACUUCCUCUUAUCUUUCAACAAA
Messenger RNA from Macadamia integrifolia, 1011 nucleotides. RefSeq names its product ribonuclease 1-like. Gene Ontology annotation, cellular component: extracellular region. The coding region runs from base 104 to 829 and encodes 241 amino acids. Gene Ontology annotation, molecular function: RNA binding; ribonuclease T2 activity. The transcript has 4 exons. Lineage: Eukaryota; Viridiplantae; Streptophyta; Magnoliopsida; Proteales; Proteaceae. The record is from RefSeq and is a predicted model, not a curated record. Gene Ontology annotation, biological process: RNA catabolic process.